AGUAAGUGACUGAUAGUAUUCUAGACUGGACUGGUCCCUGAGUACAGAGACUGAGUUGCAAUUAAGUGAAAAAUAGACUGCAAGAUCUUGAAGAACUGCAUUGAGGUGCAAGCCAGAAUUAACACUCAAGUGUUGUUGAACUGAGAAGUUGCUAAAGGAAGCUUGUAACAGGACUGGUUGUUGCUUACUGCCUUUCUCUCUCUCUCUCUCUCUCUCUCUGUCAUUGUUGCCUUUUGCUGUUACAUUGCUUGUGUUGUCUUUCUCAGCCCAAAUGUUCUCCGAUAAUUCACACUGCCCUGAUUGUGGGCAGCAGUGGUUCCCUAGUUUAGAACUAGGGCAUUGGUUAUACCAAACUGAACUUGUUGAAAAUGAAUGUUACCAAGUGUUCUUAGACCGUAUUAACAGGGCUGAUUAUUGCCCUGAAUGUUAUCCUGACAAUCCUGCUAAUAGAAGCCUUGUUCUGCCUUGGUCUUUCCCACUUGAGUGGGCACCUCAAAAUCUCACCAGGUGGACCUUUGAGAAAGCUUGUCAUCCAUUUCUUCUGGGUCCUCCACUGGUUAGAAAAAGGAUACAUGAUUCCAGAGUGGCUGGUUUUAAUCCUGCAUUACAAUUAAUCUUGACCAGAACAGAUAAAACCUUAAACAAAAAACUUGGCCAAAGCAAAUGACUUCUGUAACAGAAUCAUGAAGACUCUCCAGGGCUUUGUGUUCAUAGCCUAGGGGAGAUGAAUAGUAACUUGUUUCUGUUUUCUUUCUCUUUUUCUUUCCUUUUUUUUUUUUUUUUUUUUUUUUUUUUUUUUUUUUUUAGGUGCUAGGGAUUGAGUCUGGGUUACCCUGUGCACGCCAGGCAAGUGCUCUUCCACUGAGUGUGACCCGAGGCCCUCCUUUCUAAGUCUGACUCGACUUUACUUUGCCAACUGCUUGAUUUGUUGGGUCUGCUUCUGUGAUCUAUGCAUUUUAUUAUUACUAUUUUUUUUUUUUUAGCAUAAAGCUAGCCAGUAUUACAGACUAUUUACCUAGAACCAGACUAACCUAUAGUCCAUACAAAUGCUUUAGAACUAGAUUGCCCCUCCUAAGUAUUGAUAAUGUGGUCUGGAGGGAGGCCCCAUUAACUUUUUCUAACAGUAAGUUUUAUGAGAACAUGUUCUUGUAACUGGAUUCUAGAAUAUUAUAGUAAAUUUUAAUACACUACAUUGUUCUAAAUUUUUCCUUACAUACUGAUCAAUAGUGAAAUGUGUAUGUAUAUACAAAAUUUUUUCACAUAUAUGUAUAUAUAAAACCAUCUUUGACACUUUUAUGCUCAGCUACAGUGUUGAUAACUGGUCCUUUCACAUUCUAUUUGUCAAUACCUACAUAGGUUACAAAAAAAAGGGUUGAGAAUGCUGCCAGUUUACACUUGUCUCUCCAUAACCAAAGAAUGUUCUGUCUUGUGACUGAAUUUAAUGUCCUCCCAUGGAAAUGGAAAAAUAACCUGUGCUAUAAAAUUUAUAACAAAUGAUAGCACUUGACUCCAUACAAUUUAAAGCUAGUCUAGUGGAUGCUUUGUCUUAAACAUAAGAAUGUGUUGCUCAGCAUUGGCCACAUUCUGGGGUUCUCCUGUUCAUGGAAAUCAUGGAAUCAGAUUUGGAGUUAACUUAGAAAAUGCUCCUGCGAAUAUCUGAGAAGCCAUUGAACAAUUCUUAAAUCCCACUUGAGAUUCUAGGUGAUCCAGUGCUUAUGUAGCCGAGGGAAUGUUGUCAAAGACCCAGGUUCUCCCCACCCCUUCCGGGGUUCUUAUGGUUGCCUUUUGUUCUCAUAGUUGUUUCUUAAAUGAGUUCAAUAUGGUUUGUUGUGCCAGACAGCAGGGGGCACAUGGCUUUUUUUUUUUUUUUUUAACAAGCUUAAUUUGGAAAUAAAAUCUUUCUGAACUGUCUCGGCAGAUUUUUUUUUUUUUUUUAAUACAAAAUAUCUCAUUAGCAGGUACUUGUUCACACACUAGUCUGAGAUAAACUUGGCAAAGGAGAAGAUUGGCCCUGCCCAGAUACGGCACGCUGCCUCCGCUGAUAAAACUGUUCUUUUAAGGAUGGAAGUGGAAGAAUGAAUAGCUGUUGAUAUGCAACAAAUCUUGUUUUCCACAUGUUGUAAAACCUGGUUUAUGUUUGUUUCUAUAAAGACUGUAUUUUAGUGAGCCAUUCCUGUGUCUGCCUAUGUCCAUCUUGGUGGAGGUUCUCUCCUGAUACAUUGCUGAAUAAAACUGUGUGGACUGCUAA
Molecule: messenger RNA, 2248 nt
Organism: Cricetulus griseus (Chinese hamster)
Lineage: Eukaryota; Metazoa; Chordata; Mammalia; Rodentia; Cricetidae
Source: RefSeq, a predicted model, not a curated record